UGCCAUGACAACCUCACAACGACACCAAGAAGACCAAUAGAAAAGCGAAACAAAAUGUUUCAAUGCUACACUCACGGUGGAUGUAGAGGAGAUAUUAUGAGACUGGGUGUCAUUAGGCGAUUGCUAUUGAAUCGUUGAAUCUUGACUCGUCGUUUCUUUUCCUUGAUAAUUUUCUUUUUCUCUCAGGUCAUUCCAUGGUUUUCAGAUCCCCUUUAGAGCUUUAUCCCUCCCAUUUCUUCCUGCCAAACUUCGCUGAUCGCUCUCUGCUCGUUGCGAGCAGUGCAACCAGCGCCAGAUCCCAAGAAGAGUUGUCAAUGUUUCAGCUACCGACCCUCAACUUCUCUCCAGAGCAAGUGGCGAGCGUCUGCGAGACGCUGGAAGAGACGGGAGACAUCGAGAGGCUGGGACGCUUCCUCUGGUCUCUGCCGGUGGCACCGGGGGCAUGCGAGGCGAUCAACAAGCAUGAGUCCAUCCUGCGCGCCCGAGCCGUGGUGGCCUUCCACACCGGGAAUUUCAGAGACCUGUACCACAUCUUGGAGAACCACAAGUUCACUAAGGACUCCCACGGCAAGCUACAGGCCAUGUGGCUGGAAGCCCACUACCAAGAGGCCGAGAAGUUGCGGGGUCGCCCCCUUGGUCCGGUUGAUAAGUACAGGGUGCGGAAGAAGUUCCCUCUCCCCAGAACCAUCUGGGACGGGGAGCAGAAGACCCACUGUUUCAAGGAGAGGACACGCAGCCUGUUAAGGGAGUGGUACCUCCAAGACCCCUACCCCAAUCCCAGUAAGAAAAGGGAACUGGCUCAGGCCACGGGACUCACUCCUACACAAGUGGGGAACUGGUUUAAAAACCGCAGGCAGAGAGACAGAGCGGCAGCUGCCAAAAACAGGCUUCAGCACCAAGCAAUGGGACAGAACGGCAUGCGCUCGUUGUCAGAGUCCGGGUGUACCCCACACAGCUCGGCCGAGUCCCCUUCCACGGUAGCCAGUCCGACCACCAGUGUAUCCAGCAUGACAGAAACGAGUCGACACGGGGACAUCCAUCCUUUCAGUAACCUCGAGCGACUCUGAAUGUGAUGUAUGAUA
Acipenser ruthenus (sterlet) is the source of this 1082-nucleotide messenger RNA. Its product is annotated as homeobox protein SIX3-like. The record is from RefSeq and is a predicted model, not a curated record. Gene Ontology annotation, cellular component: transcription regulator complex; nucleus. Gene Ontology annotation, molecular function: RNA polymerase II cis-regulatory region sequence-specific DNA binding; DNA-binding transcription factor activity, RNA polymerase II-specific. Gene Ontology annotation, biological process: regulation of transcription by RNA polymerase II; brain development; eye development. NCBI's taxonomy places the organism in Eukaryota, Metazoa, Chordata, Actinopteri, Acipenseriformes, Acipenseridae.